CUCAUCACAGAGAAGAAAUGUGACGCACACAUAUUGAAGGAACCUUUUAUCGUUGUGGUAGUAAUCUUUAUUCAAGCAGUGACCGUGGAGAAGCUGAAACUCUCGUGUUCUCGAGGAGAUGAUGGAGUUGUCUCUGUAUGACAUGAGCACAGCUCCCAGGUGUUCACACGAGCAGAUGUCUCUGGCGGAGAUGCUGGAGGUUCAGGAUCACCCAGUGAGUGAGGAGCAGGCCUGGGCUCUGUGUUAUCAGCUCUGCUGCAUACUCUCUCAUCAGUCCGCUGAACACACACGGAGAACCGUCUCGUCUCCGGCCGCUGAGGCGGUGCUGUUCUCCCGAGACGGGAGCGUCUCUCUGCGGCAGAGGAGCUGUACAGACACCGGUAAUUUGUGUGUGAUCGAGACCGAGGAACAGGCCGUGGAGUUCGUGGGCCGUCUUGUGUACUUGAGUCUGGACUGGGGUCUGGAGACGCAGGUGGAGCGUGAAUUGAGCGAGACCUUGGAGAUCCUGGUGUGUCAGAUGACCAAAGUGAACCUCGGCCGCCGGCGGCCCAUCUGCAGCAUCGCCGACGUCAUCCACGUUUGUAAGGAGCGCCUGUGUGAUCCGGGUCAGGCAGCGAAACACUACAGGAGUGUGUGUUGCAGUCUGUUCUCACACACCGUUGACCUGUGUCAGUAUCUGCAGAUCCUUCAGCAGUCCAGGAAGAGUUUGCAGAAACUGUUCGAGUCAGAGACACAACUGGUUGCACAAGUGACCACAGACUGGGUGUCCUCGUGGAGGGAUCUGGUGGAUGAGUUGAGCAGAGGUGUGUUUCUGCGUCCGCUGGAUAAGAGACGGACGGCCAGCACAUGUCCACGGCCUGCGGAGAGCCCUCCCUUCGACCAGCUGCUGCGGGACAUCCAGAGCAGACGCUACUCCCUGCGCAAAGUGCAGCUCACUGCAGAUGUAGGAGACUGCCAAAGAAAACCAGACCCUCACCAGACUCUUCUAGAGUUCAUCCGCGCUCGGCCAAAGUUGCGACCGGCGUCCGAGCGCAGGAUAGGCCUGAAGCCCAAAGAGCAGAUCAGUCUGCACGAGCUGCUGAUGGAGGAGAUUCGCUCAACUGACCGCUGCAGACGCCUGGCCAACAACACCGAGCUCCACGAUAAACCAGAUGGCCUGAGCGUUAAUGAAGCUGAAGAGCGCUGUUUCCUGAAGCCUGCUCCUCACAGGACACGCUCCCAUGAAGCUGUUGCUUCAGGAAGUGAUGCGCAGGAUGCAGUCUCUACAGUCAUGUCAGACUUCAGACUCGUCGCAGGAAAGCGCCGGACCAGAUCCUUUGCUAGCAGCCGGGAUCUCUUCAAAGUGGUGAAGAGCAGUAACGGGGGAUCUGUUCUCACCACCAUCGUCGACGUCAUGAAGAUGCACCGCUCUGAGGAGGAGGGAGAUGUGACGGCGAUGUCGUGUGAGAGAUAUCAGGACUGGCGGGUUUGUUCUUGCUGUGCGACGAGGAGCCUGUAUUUCACGUGGCAUAACGUCUGCUCUGUGUGUCGGAGGGUUGUGUGUCCCGGGUGUUGUCUAGAGAUGCGUCUGCCCUCCAAGCGCUGCGUCAAUCUACCUCUGAGCUUCUUCAAGCAAAUCGUGAUGAAAGAUGGCGAGCAAAGCCAGAGAAACUUCUGGAGUGAGCGCUGGUCCUGGAACUCAGUCUGGAUUCCUCUGGUCCUGGUGUCCAGAGGCUCCAGCUCCACAUCUCCUCACACUCUGGCCACGCGUGACUGGUACAGUCAGGACAUCUGUGUGCGCUGCCAGGAGGAUCUGCUGCAGGCGUGUGACUCUCGCCCGUCCCCCUGUCCCGUCACAGGCUCUCAGGAGAUCUGAUGGCUCGGUCCUCUAAUCUGCUCCUUCAUUUGUCUAUCAGUGGUGUUCAUGUGUUCGGGUUGUUGGGCACCAUAUUGGUUCUAGACGUUUGUUUUCACCAGUUGCAUAGUUCGUUAUAAGGUUUUACAUUAUUAACAAAUGAAUUAAAUGUGCUGAACAUUUUCACUAAGGUUUGUAUGUUGCGGUUUAAAGAAAUAAAGGCAAACCCCCAGUGAUGUUUCACAAUGGUUUAAAAAUAACUAAACCAAUAUAAAAGGCAAAUUAAGUUUUGGAGUGAAUGUUUUGGUGUAGGAUUAUUUGGGAGUGUCACAUUUCAGUUUGAUGAUCCAAAUUCAUUUGUCAUGAAGAUCUUGAUUUCAUGCAAAUCUGACCAAAGACAGAAGAGUUUGGAAAGAGGUGUUUUGGGUUGUUUUUUUGUUUUUUUUUGCAGGCAAAGAGGAAAUAUUGCAGGGCUUGACUGAACCAUUCAGAGGACAAUGAUUUGUAAGCUUUAUGGUUUUGAGCUAGUAGUGACAUUUUAACUGAACGCCUGUUAGUUGUAAGUUUCUGUCUGAUUGUGAUGUAAAAUCAAAAUCAAUCUUGGUUGCCAGUGCACCAAACCAGUCAAACAUGUUGUUUGGUUUAGUCUUUUGAGUUGAGUUUAAUAAAUU
Carassius auratus (goldfish) is the source of this 2505-nucleotide messenger RNA. Its product is annotated as protein spire homolog 2. The transcript is spliced from 16 exons. Gene Ontology annotation, cellular component: cytoplasmic vesicle membrane; cell cortex. The coding region runs from base 119 to 1855 and encodes 578 amino acids. Gene Ontology annotation, biological process: cleavage furrow formation; Golgi vesicle transport; actin nucleation. Gene Ontology annotation, molecular function: microtubule binding; actin binding. The record is from RefSeq and is a predicted model, not a curated record. Lineage: Eukaryota; Metazoa; Chordata; Actinopteri; Cypriniformes; Cyprinidae.